Molecule: messenger RNA, 1142 nt
Organism: Cuscuta europaea
Lineage: Eukaryota; Viridiplantae; Streptophyta; Magnoliopsida; Solanales; Convolvulaceae
Source: the annotation of a GenBank genome assembly
GUUUACAUUUUCUACUAGCCUCAUACGAGUGACGAUUGACUUCUUAUCUUCUCAUUUCCGUUCUCGAAGUCCGUUUCUUCCAUUAGUCUCAACCCAUAUAAGAAGUAAUAUCUGAAUCCGAGGUCAUUAUCAUCAUAUUGAGUUCCCAAAUCUCUCACUUUUCCAAAUAAAUCAUUGAGCAGAGUUCGAUUGCUGAUGAAUGGUAGGUAGGGGCAUGACCGCAUGACCAAUGAUGUUACCGAUGGUCGAUUGCCGGAGUUUGAUCGAGUUUUGCCGAUCAUUCGAGCCGCGCAAGAACAGGAACCGAUUUCAAUCCAAUCCUCACAGGCUUCCCAGGAACAAUAAGAAUCACUGCCACUCCAAUCUGCUAGCGCACCCCUUUUGCAGCGAUCACUCCCGCAUGGCUGCUCUUGAUGCGGUUAUACUCAUCCUGGUAAUCGGAUCCCUCGGGUUUCUCUUCAUCCCGUAUUUCAUAUCCGUUACCGUUCAUCUCAUCCCGAUUCUUAUCGAAAUCGUCGUCGAAGUCAUCAGCGAUGCCCCCGCUGCGUAUUUCGUGGGCUUGGUGGCGAGCCUUUUAGGAGUGGUCGCCGUCAUCGUGGCUUGGGAGAUCGUCGAUCUACGAUCUAGGAAGUGCGGGAACCCGAAUUGUCAGGGGUUGAGCAAAGCGGUGGAGUUCGAUAUCCAGCUCGAGUCGGAGGAGUGUCUCAAGUAUUUGCCGGCGGACGCCGCCGCAAACGGGAACGUGUUUUACAAUUACGGAUCGAAGCGGUUGGAUUUGGGGCAGGAUCGGAAAGAACUUGAGGCGGAGCUCAAGAGAAUGGCGCCGCCCAACGGACGGACGGUCCUCAUCUUCCGAGCACCCUGUGGAUGCCCUGCAGGUAGACUCGAAGUUUGGGGCAAUAAGAAAACUCGUAAGAUUAAGAAAUGAAUCAUCAUCACCGUAGUAUUUUUUUUUUUGGCAAAAUCACCAUAGUAUAAUUAAUAAACAUACUCUGUAACUUUAUAUACAUACAUUAUGAAUAAAUAAAUAAAGUACUUGAUGAUUAAGAAAUGAAUCAUCAUCAUCAUAGUAUAUUACUCCGUAGUUAAUUGUUACAAAGCCUUCAUGUUCCGAAUAAGAAUGUUGUCGGGUCUUCUUACUU